CUCGUUUUCUAACCCGGGUGUAAUUUACUGCCGGAGCCGGAUGCUACUGAAGUCGAAAAUCGCGUCCCACGCGAGUUCAUUCUUCUGGGUGGCGAGAUAUUGAUUAUCCUCCAAAGGAAAAAAAAAACAGAAGAUGGUCUGAGGUACAACUUAAUGAGACAGCGGUAUUCCUUCCUUUCUGGAUUUUUCACAUAGUUAAAAUACGUUGCGGUUUCACCUUUCAAGCCCAGUACAGAAAAGACACCGUACGCCGCACAGAAACAGGCCAUGGAGCAAUCGGAGCAGACCGCCCCCGACCUGGGGACCCAGGAGGUGAAUCCCGUCUAUCUGCAGCAGCUGAGAGAGCUGGACAUCCCAGAGGAAGCUGCAAAGCAGGCACUUCUACACACUAGGAAUGUGUCAGCAGAAGAGGCAGCCAUGUACUAUUUUAACAAACUUGAGAACGAGGAGGAAGGAGACGAAGAUCUAUCAUUUAAGAUGGUGUUUGUUGUGAACAUGGAGCUGUCAAUGGGAGUAGGAAAGGUUGCUGCCCAGGUUGGCCAUGCUGCAGUUGGACUGUACCAGGCCUUGCAGGAAAAGAACAGCUGGAGAGAGAUGGCAUGGAAGUGGGAUCAGGCUGGAGCCAAGAAAGUGGUGCUCCAGGGGAGUAAUAUGGCCCACCUGCUGGAGCUCCAAGCCCUUGCCAUGAGUCUCAGCCUACCCACUUACCUGGUGCAGGAUGCUGGAAGGACUCAGGUGGAGUCUGGAUCCCGAACCGUCUUGGCAGUUAUUGGUGAAGAGGAAGUGGUUAACAAUGUAACUGGAAAUCUGAAGCUGCUCUGAAAGGCAGGGAGUCUAGUGCAGAGCCAGUGUCGCUAGGCGACCAGCAGAGGGCAGUAUUAAGUUUCAGCAGGAGUGUCUCGGCAUGCGGAGUGUAACUACAGCCAUUUUUUUUUCUAUUCACUUUCCGAGCCACUGACUGGAGUUAAAAGAGAGAAGCCGCUCAGUCCAGGUGAAAGCUGGUUUCCGAACCAGGCUGUAUGUGUUCAUGAACUUUGAAAAAGUGAGACCCAGAGCAGAGAAUAGCUGAAUGACAAGGAACCAUAACAUACCUUCCUACCUUUUGUCACCCAAAUGUUCUCUAAAACCUGUAGAAAAAACGGACUGACCUUUGUAAACUGGUAGUUGUUGAAUGGCGGUAGUUAUCCCAGCAUUAGGCAAACAAAUAUUUAAUUGAUGUAAUUAAAAGGGGACCACCUUGCCCUCUGUUUCUACAUGUAUGAAGUCUUUAUGGAAUACUGUAAACUGAAAAAUGUAUUUAAUUAAUAUGGCUUUCAUGUUUUCUGUGCAAUGCAAUCCUCACAAUCUCUGCAAUCCACCCUGAUGCAGUUUCAUGUUAUGCUAAUGUAUAAAUACAGGAUAAGUUAUUGUAUGCACUUUGCUUGUAACUCCCAAACACAAAUAGUUGUGGAAUUUAAAUGUGCAUGCUUAUGAGCUCAUAUUAGACAUUAUUCUACCAGGGGGCAGAUUGGGUUAUAUCCCAGAUCAGAUUUUUAGGCUUCCAAGUACUGGAAGUCUUGAGAGGUCAUCUUUUUUUACGCACAUUUGAAACUGCUUGUGCUCGAAGACUUGCUUCAUAAUAGGUAUGGUGAGAGAUACAAGCCAUUACAUUGAUUAAAAACUGAGGUCCUGUAUCAAACAAGAUAUCAACUUGACCCUCACAUUCCAGAGCUUCUUUGCCAUCUCUACUGCUGUAUCGACUGAAUUGGAACGUUGCAGAUUUGCUGAACAAGAUGCCUUUUUAUUUGCACUUGAAAAAUGACUAUGAUAACUUACACCUGUAUCUGGUCAUAAACUGUUCUGAAUAACACAACAUGUCAUACUGCUCAGAAACUUUGGCCAAUUAACUCCAACCUUUUUCUUUACUUCCAGUAUGUGGCCCACAACACUAACAUACUCUAGUAUCACUGUAAGAUAACAUUUAAUUAACAACAGAUGCACUGUCUUUCUUGCAGAAACAAAGAUGAGUACCUGACUGCCAUUUUUUUUUCUCAGUUCUCAGGCUAAGUUGGUCUUUGGAACUGCUGAACCCAUUGAAUUUAAACUUGCUAGACUGCACGAACAGCCAAAACUGCUUCUGAUUAGACCCACAGAAGUUACUGUGAUAAUUUCCUUAUCUGCAGUCGGUCAUCAGUAGACACUAUUUACACCUGAAGAUGGUCAUCCCCUAUAUUACAACAGUGCCUUGUACUGUUAACUUCUGUUCUUCAGAAAAAUGUAUAGUAAAAACUGUCAGCCUUUAAGGGCAUCAUUCUAGUUUACUCACAGUUUAUGCACACUGUUGAAGAAAGCAAGCAGGGACUUGCUUGGAAGCCUUCAGCAGUCUGAAAUCUGAUUUGAUCUCUUUUUGCCUUUUCCACAGAAAUGUCUGUGAACUCCAAGAUUGUGUAGUGACUUUGGACUUAUUUAUGUACUUUAUAUAGUUGGUAUAAUUUGCAGGACCAAGGGUAACCUGUGACACGGAUCCAGAAGUAUGCACACUUUUAUUCCACAAACAUUUGUAACUGUGCAGAUGGUGGAAGCAGUGCACCCUGUCCAAUACAAAAAUGAUAUUUGAAAAGCAUGUGUUGGUUUGUGUUGAAUGCAUUCUUCAUUCUACUCCGUUCUUAGCACCUGCUAUUAUAAUGCUAUUACACAAUUUCAAUUAUCAUUUAUCUGUUUUUUGUUUACAUUAUUUUCUUUUAGGGUAGCACUUAUGAAGGAUCACUACAUUUUACAUUAAUACAUAUGUCUGUUCAACAGGUGUCUCCAAAGCAAUGUCACAGGCCCCGCAUUGAGGGAGGCAAGACUCUUAAACUGCACUAGUCUUAAUUAUAAUAAAAAGUGAAAACAAUUUUCAAAAAGAGGCGAUGCACUGCAGGUAGUGUAAGUUACAUAUUGAGAACAAACCUGUCUUUCUGUCAUAACUGUUAGGCUCCAAGCCUUAUGUAAAAGAAGCAACCUUGAACACUUUCAUUUAUUGCUAUUAAAUACUUUGUGCUGUAGUUAUGCUUGCCAAAGGUGGAAGGUUUCUUUUGUACAAAAAGCAAUUUAACAUGAUCUGUGUAACUCUGUUCUGAAAGCAUAUUUUGAUAGGUCUUUCCCAUAAAUUUGAAGUCUGAUACAGUUAUUAGCUCUUUUCAUUUCAAGUGGCAUUACUGGAGGAAGCAAGUGGGAGAAAGUGACAAUAUGUAUUUUUUAUGGGAAGCAGAUGUAUUAUUUGUUCCUUGCUUUUGUAUGUAUCAUUGAAGCAUGCACUGCAAUAUAUCAUUCUGAUAAUUACUGGAGGAUUUGCGACUAUUCAGAAGACAUUUUUAGUUUAGGGUCUGUAGUGAGAGCUUGCAUAUGUCUGCCCUGAAGAAGACUGUUUAAUUAUUCUACCUUGAAUAUUUCCAUAUUGUGCCCUAAAAAAUUGAAACAUUAUAUUUUUUGUCCCCCUCCAAAUGAGUUUUUAAGAUUGAAGAUGCAACCAUACAUAAAACAUAAUUGCUCAACAAAACUAUUGCUUGUAUUCACUAUUAGCCACCAUAUCAAAAUAAAUCUCUGUAUCUUUUUGGCUGAUUAA
Molecule: messenger RNA, 3583 nt
Organism: Lepisosteus oculatus (spotted gar)
Lineage: Eukaryota; Metazoa; Chordata; Actinopteri; Semionotiformes; Lepisosteidae
Product: probable peptidyl-tRNA hydrolase 2
Cellular component (GO): cytosol; mitochondrion
Molecular function (GO): protein binding; peptidyl-tRNA hydrolase activity
Source: RefSeq, a predicted model, not a curated record